AUGUCAGUAAAUACCUCAACGACGGAGUUGAUUAUUCGCCAGUUGAACCAAGCAAAGGAAUUGGGCAUCACACACCCAGAAACCUUUGCCAAGGUUUAUAAACAAAUUUUGCCAAUCAUAAAUAACAAUCAAUCAUAUGCCAUAAAGCAUUGGGGAAUUGAACUCAUCUACGAGACUUUCAUUAAAAAUGUCUAUCAGAUACGAAAUACUGACAAAGUAGAUCUCGCUAUCGAUUCUCUUGAUACUUUGACUAUUCUAAUGAACAUACCUAUAACUAUCCAACAACAGCAGCAGCAAGAACAAGACGGCCAAGCAAAGCAAGGUCAUGACGUCGAGACUUUUGGACAGUUGAUUGAUAUAUCCUUGAUUGUUUACAAGUUGGUAUUCAAGUACAUCAGCGAGAAUGACGGAUGCAAUCUACUUUGGAGUAAAUUGACUGAAUUAAAGAACUCGUUGGUGAACAAGUUUCAAUCUAAUUACCCAUUGAGUUCGUCAGACAAUAGCGAACACGACUUGAUGAGAAACAUUGUAACCAAGCUUGAACUACUCAAGUUUUUGAUGACGGUGAUUGAUUAUCAGUCUAGAACUCUGGUUGUUGGUGAACCUAUUGGAAAGGUGGGCUUUUCUUUGAACGAUGUGCCACCGGACCAUUCGUUGAUUAUAUACAAGAAUAUGGAAUACGAGUCUAGCACACUAUUUACCACCUUGGUAUUGAGAGUUUUCUACUUGGAUAUUAUAAUCCCCCCAUUAGUGACGGCUACAUUAAAUCAUUGUAUAAUCAUUUUGAAGAAGAAACCACAAUUGGCAUCACACUUACUCAAAGCGAUUGAGCAGUUUGACAGCAACAACAAGAAGCAAUCAAAUUACCAGUCAGUCGAUCAGUUUAAAUUGGCUAGAAAAUAUGUUGACAGAAAUAUUAGAAUCUUUCUUGGUUAUGCUAAAAGAAACUCAUUGAUUCCUACGAACUUUAAAGCAUCACUUGAAAACCAACUCAAUACUUUAGCCGAGAGAGGUAUCGAAUUAAGGAGGAAGCAUAUCUUUUCCAUCGAAGAUAGGAACAUUAAAAAGAGACCAUUUGAAGGUUUCUAUAAUCCAUCAAAAAAGAUAAAGACUUUGGAUUAUAAAAACUUGUAUACUCUCAAUGAUCCGUCUAACAAAUUGAAUGACUUUGACUUUAGUACUGUUCCGGCACAAACCUGUGCCAGAGUGGUGGUGAAUGCAUUACAAAAGGCCUCUGUUUCAAGAUUGACGAAAGCUUUUGAAAUUAUUGGCGAGAGGUACAAGAAUGCCUUAGUUCAACCUAUUCAAGUGAAGAAGGAAAAUAGUCCAUCAGCUAUGCUGUAUACCAAUGGUGCAGCAGUUGUUACAGUAAAGAAGGAAGAGGGAGAGGAGAUUGAGAAUGACGAGGAUGACCUUGAUGACGAGGAAAGAGAGGACCCAUCCUUCUCCCUAGCGCCACCAAAAGAGCUAUCCUUUAACGAAAAGAAAAAUCACAUCUCUAUAAUUGUUGAUAACUUCUUCAAGCUUGCGAAAGCUAAUAAUACAACUAAUGGUGUCCACAAGCCAGAGGUUAGGUCCGAGCAAUCCGACUCUAUCAGUAAAGAUUUAACCGAUGUUGCCAUCAAAUCGUUCAACAAAGACACGUGGGUACUUCUUUUAACCAGACUAGCUACACGGGGUAUGAGAACGGCAGCUGAAGAGGACGGUGUUGUUGAUAAAGUACCUGAUGAUCAGAAUAAAGAGGACAUGGGUAAUAUAAUCAGGGAUGCUAUUUUCAAAUAUUUUAUCGAAAACAUACACGAAAGGGUAGAUAUUGUGAUUGAGUGGUUAAACGAAGAGUGGUUUAGUGAACAAACGUUCCAGCAGAACAGAAUGAAACUGAAGGAGGGCAAAGACACUAAAGUUUUGGCUUCACUGGCUUCGACACCGGUGUAUUCCAAGUGGGCAAAUAAGGUGCUCGACUCGAUGAUUAACUACUUGGAGCCAAAUGACAAGCGGAUAUUCCUCAGAUUGCUUAGUGAUUUGCCGAUGUUGAAUGAAGAGAUGUUGCUGAAAAUCAAGUCACUUUGUUUUGAUCCUGCUCGUUCUAGUAUUGGAUUUUUGGCGUUGCAAUUUUUGAGCAUGUAUCGUCCACCAGUGAAGAGCAUUUGUAUUAAGAUCUUGAAAGAAUUGAGUGAAAGCGAUCAAGAUGAUGUCAGAGAAGAAGCCAAGAAGAAAUUAAGUAGAUUGUAA
This is a messenger RNA of Lodderomyces margitis, 2232 nucleotides long. Its product is annotated as RNA-processing protein. The record is from RefSeq and is a predicted model, not a curated record. NCBI's taxonomy places the organism in Eukaryota, Fungi, Ascomycota, Pichiomycetes, Serinales, Debaryomycetaceae. The transcript has a single exon. Gene Ontology annotation, cellular component: mRNA cleavage and polyadenylation specificity factor complex. Bases 1 to 2232 code for a protein of 743 amino acids.